AUGGCUGAUGAAACAUUGCAUACGAUAUUAAAUGAAGUAAAACAAGCAAAAUAUUUUACAAUUAUUGUAGACUCGACAGUAGAUAUCGGAAGAAUUGAUCAAUUUUCAUUUAGCCUGAGAUUUGUAAAUGAACAUGGAGACAUCAAAGAAAAUUGUCUCUGUUUUGAAGAACUACCUAAUGCAAUUGCAAAUGAUUACUUUACUAUCAUAAAAAAUGUAAUGGAAAAAUAUAAAUUGGAUAUUUCUAUAUGCCGUGGCCAAGACUAUAAUGGCGAUAAUACCAUGCGUGGACGGUUUUCUGGCUUACAAUCAAAAAUUAAAGAUAUAACGCCAUUAGCACUAUAUAUUCAUUGUUGUGCUCACGAUUUAAAUUUGGUGCUUAUAGAUGCUAUGAUAUCGUCUAUUAAUGGAGUUUUAUUCCUUGGUACUAUAUUGAGGCAUUUUAUAUAUUCAUAACAAGUAGUUUACCGAGUCUAAAAAUAUUUGAAAAAUAACAAGAGAAAAUCGAUGGCCUAGUACUAACAUUAAAACAACUUUCAAAAACAAGAUGGGCCACUCACAAACGUGCAGUAGACUCAGUUUACAUAAACUUGCUAGCCAGCAAUUGUUAUCUCAUUGAAGCGAAUUUCAGAUGGAGAAAGUCUCAAUACAAAAUUAAAAUCCAUUUCAGAAGCACAAGGAUUACUUUUUCAAAUAAUGAAUUUUAAAUUUAGUUUUUUAUUAGUUUUGCGGAAGAAUAUACUUGGAAAAGUUAAUAUUCUUUCAAACUAUUUACGAAGUUCGAGAGUUGAUUUAAUUAUAGAUAUAUUGAAUGUUUGUAUUAAAAUGUGAUAUAAAUUAAGAAAAUUACCAGCGCAUUGAGUGACUUAAUAAUACAUAUUUGGUUUCUACAUAGUGUCAUCUCGUGAGUGAGACAGACACACGGUAAUAAAAUCCUGGGUACGUCACUGAAAGUGACCAAUAAAUAGAUUUGGGAUCGUAUUUUUAUUUUCGUCAAUUUAAAAUUGAUUAUUUCAAUGUUGCACGAUACAGGCACAUACGAACAUAUUAUUAUGAAAUUUAAAAUGAAAUAAAAAAUUUAUGAAAUUAAAUUUGUUCGUCGAUUUCAACACAGAUUAUAUUAGUAUUAACGAUAUACUAGAAAUCCGGGUUUGAAUUUUCUAAAUAAAUCUAAAGUACGAAGUUAAUAUUUUCCCUUAAAAAUUACAAACAGAGUUUUUUGUUAAGAAAAAAUAAUACAAAACAAAUAAUAAUAAUAAGUUAAUGAGUCCAAAAAAAUGUUUGCUGAUCAGGUUACGUAGGUACAUUAAAAUUAAUUACAAUAAUUUAUAAUUUCAGUAAAUUAUCAUUUGUUUCUCACUACUUAAAAAAAUACUUAGGGUUGGACUAACGCUUAUCGAGGAAUAUAUUUAUUUUAUUCUGCCCCAGAAUCGUUUUUCGGUUGCAAUAAUUUAUCGUUACAUGUAUAUGUAAAUAGAAUAAAUUACUCUAUAUAUUGUUGUUCUUUCCAACUUGUCGUCCAAAAACUGCUGUGACACAACCAUCAGUACUAUGGGUAGGUUUUUUUUCCUAAUAAAACAAAAAUCGCAUUCUUUUAUGGGUAAGCAUCAAAAUAGAAGAAACAAAAUCCAAUUACGAUUUGAAUGUAACCACGGCGUAUGCAACGGACGACUCGCCCAUUGUUCGCGUACAAGCGUCAUCGUGAUAUUUUUAAUAUAAUUAACGAGAGAAGGAACGGCAGCGUUCAAAAGGCCGGGGAUUAAAGAAGGCUGAAUCCUUCCGAUGGUCAAAAAAAAAAAUUGUCAUUCUUUGUUUUACCUUCCCGUAUUGCACAGCCAAAUAAAAAAUAAAAUGAUAUAAAAAAUACAACUCCCGACCAAUAGAAAUAUUCUUUGUCUACGAUAGUCCUGAUGUGCAUAUAGAAUUACGUUAUUAUACGGUUUUGAUUAGAGAUUGUUUAAUUCGCAUAACUAUUUGCCGCAAGAGACAAAAAUGUAUUAUUUAUAAUCUCGUAAAAAUAUUGUACAAUAUUAAUAAACUAGGUACGUAGGACGGAAAAUAAGACAUUUUCCGUUGUUUUAGAAUGUAUACAUUACGGUUAAUGUAGACAAUUGGAUAAUGUCGACUUUCCGUUCAGUAAAACCGAUUUUGUGCCGUUAGUUUUAAUACGGAAAAAAAAAAUCAAAUUUAAAUGCGCAAAUUGUGUGCUCUAAAACGCAUAAUUUCAGAUUGAGCGAGUGUAAACCGCGGGGCAGAUUUAACAUUAAAAUAAUAAUAAAACUAUUAUCUAUAUUAUUUACCGUGCUCUAACCGAUUACGGCGCCCACUCAAAAUGCGACGACUGGAGCCAAUGCUUCCACCGGCCCUCCCCUGGAUCGUCUUUGGCAAAUUCACUUUUAUAAUAUUGUAUUGAAAACAACAGCGCAAAAUCGGUUCUAUACUGGACGAAAAGUCGACAUUAUACAAUUUUCAACGUUGCCCAUAACCUUAUGAACACAAUGCAUUACAACGUUCAGUGGGUAGUUUGCGAUACACAUUAAAUAUAUACAUAACAUAUGCGUAUAGGAAUUAGGAUAUAUGAUAAAACAUAUGAUAAUCAUAUACGUGGUACAUAUACCUAAUACGUAUAUGUUUUAUAAAGUCGACGUUUAACAUUGAUAGUUUACGUAUCGAUCAUAUUUUAUUUGUAUUCGUUUGUUUGUUUUCGAAAAAUAAACGUGUGUUUUUUUUUUACCGUAUUUAUAUUGUAAUUUAAAAUUUAACUAAAAGAACAUGUCGCGCGUGGUCGGCAUGAACACACGACGUACGUCAUGACGGAUUUACGUUUCGGAAUAUUAUUUCGGUUUUCGUAAAUACAGUGAGUGCCACUUAAUGUGAUCACAUCGAUAUAAUUUUUUAUUUUUUUAACGGUUCUAUAUUUAUACGCAUGCUUAAAAUGAAAUUAAAAUAUUAAUCAAAUAAAUAUAUUUAAAAUAAAGUUAAUAAACUAUCUAUUUUUUGAUCGGACUGGAGAUUCUACCAAUUACAUUUUCAUAUUAGCCUGAAAUUAAAAUCCAUAUUUAAUAAAUAUACGUAUAAUUUUUAAUUAUUUAAAACGUAAUUAUGUACAGGUACAUCAUUGUACCUGUAACUUUUGAAACGACUGCAAAUUACCGUUGUCUCCGUAAUUGUGAACAGCUCCUUUUAACUUUUCCAAAACAAUUUUUGUUUCUUUUUGAGUGAUUUCCACCUUGGUCUCCUCGUCGUUUUUGUCAUCAUCAUCAAUAUUUUCUUUUUGAUUUUUUGUUCAGUUAUUUCUUAUUUUAUUUAAUCAGCUAUUUCUGUAACAGACAACAAUCCAAAAUUAGGUAAACCUUGAUCAAACGAAAUUCAAUAUUCAAAGUUUGUUUCUAAGUCUAAGAUCAUUCUAGGUAUUCAACAAUUUCCGUAUGAUAAUUUAAAAUUCUGUUUAACGUACACAUAGAACAUUUCUCUAAUUUAUUAAAACGAACGAGUAAAUCUUUUGUUUUCUCCUAUCGAUAAAUCUUUACGUUUACUCAACGUUUAAAUAAAUUGUUUGAUCACGAAUUACGAACUAAACGACACGAAUACACGACGCACAAAGAUAACUAAAUGACGUAUGACGAUACACUGUGGCACAUUGAUAAGUUCAAAAAUAAAAUUUACAUAUAAAUUAAUCAGUUUGAAAUACCAUAAAAACGAUAAGAAUGUUCAUAAAAGUGAUUCGAUUAUCCGGUAAUUGGUGAUUUUUAAUAAAAAGGUGAUUAAUCAUCAGUAACAUAAGAUUUGGUUUGGGAUUUUCAUUUUCGAUUCCAAUAAACGGUCGACUCUAUAAACCAGAGAUCACAUUAGGUAGCAGAAUUCACUGUAAUAUUUGUCGAUUCCGUGGCGUAAAUUUCAUUAAAAAUUAUUAUUGCACGUAUACAAACUCAUAUUGCUCACAUAAGACGGGCGGUUUUUUUUUUCUUUGGUACUAAAUAUUGUAGUUUCCGUCAGAUAUUCUAACCGCGGUUUUAGUCUCACUUACGGUGGUAAAAAAUAAACAUAUAGAGAACAAAAAAAAAAAAACUCCAAGCCUCGGGGGGUUUUUUUUUUAAUAUUAUUAUUAUUAUUAUACUUAUAAUAAUAAUAAUAAUCUUGACGCGAUUCUGCUGAAAAAAAAAAAAAUACAAAAUUUAUAUGGCGGGAUGUCAAAUAUUUCAUUCUUAACGUCUCGCCGAGUUAGUUUUUCUUGCAGAGUAUUCGUUUAAGGGAAAAAAAAACCUUGACUCGUAAGAAUGAGAACGUAUAUACAUAAAUACUUAAUAAUAAUAUAAUAUAGGCACAUAUUACACCCUGUAUUAUUAUAAUAUCACCCUUUAGUUACUGCUGCGUUUUCUAUAUAAUUUCACUUUGUACUGGUAAUAAGCGUGACUAUUCACAUAAUUUUUUAGCUAGAAAUACUUUGUUAACGCGUUUGAUAAAUUUUUAAAUUAAUAAAAUUCGUGUUAUUUAUAAUACCUGAGAAAUAUGUAGGUUUUUUUUUUAAGUUUUAAUUAAUUAUAGACACUGCAACUUUUUUUUAUAUCAACGACAGUUUUUUUACACAAUGCCAACGUACGAUAACAGUGACAUGAGCGCAAUUUUAUAAAUACCCUUUUUAUUACGUUAAUUUUCAAAAAUUUUAACAAUUUAUGUAAAACACUCGCGGCUGAAUGUUAAAAUAUUAAAAUACGUUUUUUUUUUGUUCGUAUUUAACGUAUUUUAAAAUUGAAUUGUUUCGAAAAUAACAUUUUAUAAAUUUUCUAAGAAUUUGUGAUACGAUUUCUUCAAAAUGUAUUUUAAGAACUCAAUAACUGGUUAUAAUAAUGCAGUCUACCCACAGUUAAAACUUAAAGUCAACCAAAUAAUAGCUAUCAUAAUUAAAUAAUAUAUUUAUACGUAACGUCUAGAACCAAUCAAUUGGUUAAAAAUAUUUAAUUUAAAUUAUAAAUAUCCACGAAUAAGUCUUCAAGUGUCUAUUUGCGAUUUGUUGGCUGUUGAUAUCUUUCGUGACGUAUCAAGUUUAUGCAUAAAAAAAAAAAUUAAGUAUUUUUAUUAAGACCGCGGUCAAAUCACGUCUUUUAAAUUCACCCGAACAAUAUGCGAUUUAGGGAUAUUCGGCCAAUUGCCCGAAUGAAACCACGCUUUUCAACUUUUGAUAUUGCAGUUAUUCUUCGUUAUUGCUAUUAUAAAACUCUCAUUUCAUCAGUCUGCGUUCUUGUGUGUCAUCUACAGGCCAUAAUAUUGCAACACACUUUUCUCGUAUAACUAUUAUUCUUUUUUAUUUUCCAGUGCCCGUCGAACAAGUGGCCGUGCCCGUUGGCGGCAGAGCGUAUUUGCCCUGCGACACCCGGUCUCCGGGCCAUCAAGAACCGGGAUUUUCCAUGGUCAUGUGGUUCGUAGAGCAAAAGGGAAACAAUAAUCCGGACGGAGGUUACGUGCGUCCGGCCUCGCCAGUGACAGCCGGCGAACCCAUAUUCACGUGA
This is a messenger RNA of Cinara cedri, 5507 nucleotides long. The record is from the annotation of a GenBank genome assembly. Lineage: Eukaryota; Metazoa; Arthropoda; Insecta; Hemiptera; Aphididae.